Molecule: messenger RNA, 19808 nt
Organism: Podarcis lilfordi (Lilford's wall lizard)
Lineage: Eukaryota; Metazoa; Chordata; Lepidosauria; Squamata; Lacertidae
Source: the annotation of a GenBank genome assembly
GAGCGGAAGUGACGCGAGGGAGGGGAAGUUUCUCAGCAGAGCGGAGAAGGCGGCGGCGGCGGCGGCGGCCUGGAGAGGGUCGUCUGAGCCAUGUCAACGGGGAGCUCGGGGCAGCGAGAGCAUGGGGCCUCUGGAGGGUGAGGAGGCCGCGGCUGCGAGGCCGGGCGAGAGGGGAGGCCGGGAAGGGAAAGUUGAGGGAGAGGGGGAGGGAGAGGCCUGGCGGAGGAGGAGGAGCCCAUUUAUGGGUUUCGCCCGUGCCGGGGCCCCCUUGAGGCCCUCCAGACGUCGCUGGACUACCAACCCCCGCCAGCCCCCAGCCAGCAUGGUCGCGGGGAUGGGAGUUGUGGUCCAGCAACACCUCGUGGGCCGCAGGUCCCCCACCCCAGGCUUAUGAGAUCAGAGAGGCUGUAAAUCUACCUUAAACAAAUACAGUGGUACCUUGGGUUACAUACGCUUCAGCUUACAGACUCCGCCAACCCAGAAAUAGUACCUCGGGUUAAGAACUUUACCUCAGGAUGAGAACAAAAAUCGUGUGGCGGCAGCACAGCAGCAGUGGGAGGCCCCAUUAGCUAAAGUGGUGCUUCAGUUUAAGAACAGUUUCAGGUUAAGAACGGACCUCCGGAACGAAUUAAGUACUUAAUCCAAGGUACCACUGUAUUGUCUUAUCUUCUAAGGCUGCUGUUGCUGGGAUUAUUGAGAGGGCACUCGCGGCUGUGUUUUUGAGCCAUCGAGAUGUGUUACAAGUGCUAAGCCUUGUGGAGUGAGGAGAUCAAGGAACAGGCACCAGCCCCAGAGGGAAUCUGAAUGUUUAAUUUGAUUUUUUCCCCCAGGCGACGCAGCAAAUGGGACCAGCCUGGCCCAUCUCCGGCUCUCUUCCUCCUUCCUGCAACCACGCCUGUGGCUGGCCGGCCUGUCCAGGGCAGCGGAGAUAGUGUAUCUGGGAUGUCAGGGUCUGAGGGCUCAGCGGCCCCGCUGGGAGCUCUGGAUGCAGCCGCUGCCGUGGCAGCCAAAAUCAAUGCCAUGUUAAUGGCCAAAGGGAAGCUGAAACCAACGGCGAAUUCAACGGACAAGGUCAGUGGCUGGCAGGGUGAAGGCAUCAGAUUUCGAAAGCAAGAAGCCAUUUAACUUUCAUGACGGUUGAGAAAAGAAAGCUGUAUACACACCAUAUAUUUAAAGCACACCUCCAUAAUCCUGGGAAUUGUAGGUUGUUACGGGUGCUGCGCUUUGUAGCUCUGUGAAGGUUAAAUUUAAGUUCCCAGGAUUCUUUGCAGGGAGCCAUGUUCUCUGAUGUGUACACAGCUGAAGUCUCAAAUUUAGGAUUUGGACUUGUUUCCUCAUGCUAUUAACUAUUUGCCCAUUGUUUCCUGACGUCUGGCCAAAUGUGUAUUGGGGCAUAUCAAACCCAUUGAAAUUAAUUGCAGUGGGUCAACAUGGUUGGAUAUAACCCCUUGUGUUGGCUAUCAGUGGGUUGUAAUGAAGGUUUGUUCUGCAAUCAGCGUACCCUUUUUUCAUUUGUCCGCUUACCCUUUAAUAUGUAUUGUGGGUAAAGUGAAUUGCCUUAAGAACAAAACAAAAUAGCAAUUGUGAGAUAGGCAGAUCUGUAGCGACAUAUCACAAGCCACAAACAAUGAUAUGAAAACAGUUCAAAAUGAGCACAUGACAUCCAGCAGUACUGAAAGUAGACAGUGUUGACAUGAAACUGAUCAAAAAUUAAUUCAUCAAGCCCAGCAUUGCCAUCAGAUUUGUCCAGGCACCCACCAGGGUACACAUUCCCUAAGAAGUCCCCAACACCUCCCUUAGGCCCCAUUAAGAUAAAUACUUCUAAAAACUUUAUUUUACUUGUGCUGCAGCUGUGGUCUUGAAUUCAUUCUGGACUCCGUAUAUGUUGCAGCGGGAGGUGGCUGCUGCCACAGACAUAAACCAGGGGCUAUAUUCUACCACACACCCCACACACCCCCAUGAGACAACACCUAAGGCUAUGGGCGGUCAGCCCAAGAUAGCUAAGCUCUGGGGAAAGUUAUAUGGAUUAAAUUUAAAGGGGGUGUCUGGGACAAGAUGGCACUUUGCUGUGAGUCUCCUUGAGCCUAGAUUUAGCCCUGCAAAGGGACAAUGAAUAUACAGUCAUACCUCGGGUUACAAAUGCCGUGAGUUGUGCAUUUUUGGGUUGCGGACUACGCCGAACCAGGAAGUAUUGGAACGGGUUACUUCCGGGUUUCGGCGCUUGCACAUGCGCAGAAGCACACAAUGAUGUCAUGCACAAAAACGCUGAAUCGUGUCACGCGCGUGCGCAGACGUAGCACUGUGGGUUGCGAACAUGCCUCCCGCACGGAUCACGUUUGCAACCCGAGGUGUGACUGUACACAAUGUAUGAACUGCACUGCAAAAUUAAGACUAUAAAGGGUGAAUGGGCCAGCCAGGUUUGUUUUAACUCUGUCAUCCUUCCAAAGAAAAUAAUUUGGUUUCCCCUUCUUGUCGGUAGUGAACAUUUUGGAGCAGUCUGGACUGGUUGCAUGAAAUCUAUCCCUUGGUUCAGUCACAUCUGCUUUCAAAACAAGUUGGCGAGGGUGGGGGAGGGAUUUUAAUGUACCAGUGACUUCCCCUUUUCUCUUUGGAUGCAAGAAAGUCUGGCUUAAUAAGCGAGACUCUAUUUUCUUAGCCUGUGACAGGGUUGGGGAGCCUCAGGCCCAGGGGUCAAAUACAAUGCUUCAGUUACAGCCAUGAAACAUCUCUAGUUAUUUCUUAUCAUAAGAAGACUUCCCAGCCUAUCUGGGAAUAGAUGAUUAUCAUUGUAUAAGAUGUUGUAUUAGUGAAAGAAAUGAAUGUCUGUAACUGGAAAUGCAAAAAGAAAAACCAAAACAAACCAAACAAAUGCAACUCUUCGGACCUCUCUGUAGGCCCUUGGGACUCUCCCCAGGCCACACCUCUUGCCAGCCCUGCUUCACACCCUCAUGGAGUAUUUCUGUCUGGCUUGAAUGUACCCUUGAACUCUGAUCAUGCCUCCUCCUUGCCCGGAUGGAGAGGGGCAGGUGAGUGUGCAAAGGGUGGGGCUUAUGUGUCUUGAUGCCCAUUGUCUGAUCUGUUAACAGCUACAAGCUCCUGGAAAAGGACCGGCUGCGAGCAAAAGCAAAGAUGAUCUUGUCGUCGCAGAAGUGGAGAUAAACGACGUGCCUCUCACGUGCCGAAACCUCCUGACGAGAGGGCAGACGCAGGACGAGGUCUGUGCUGCUUGUGGCUAAUUGGUCCUAUGGGUUUCCAGAUGGCUCUGGGGUACUUUCCAGCUGAUGUGCCUGGUGCUCCGGUUGAAACCCUGUCCGACCUUUGGAACAACCAGGUGUCAAUAGCUGUUAAGCAAGUCUUGGGGGAGGCAGCAUUAGUCCAGCUAUUGGUCCAUCUAGCUCAGCAAUGUCAAGGUUGACUUGCAGCGGUUCUUCAGGGUUUCAGAUGGGAGUUCUCUUCCAGCCUUAUUUGAUGCCAGGGGCUGAACUUGGGACCUUCUGCAUGCAAGCAGACGCCUUGCCACUUUGCUUUGGUUCAUUAAAUAUUGGCAAUCCUAGCUAAAUGGAAGCUCCAGAAACAGUGUAUAUCUGAGGUCCUUGUUGCAUCAUACAUUUAAAGCAGCAUUAUAUCACUUUGAACAGUCACGAUUCAUUAAAGAUGGUGAGAGCUAUUGGGAGUCAAAGCUACAGUUCCCAAAGUAGUUUAGCAUUCAGUCCCUCUUUCCAGGGAACUCUAGAAUUUGUUUCUCCGUACUGGAAAUAGGAGGUCUUCUAACAGCUCUCCGUAUCCUUAUGUCACGACACAUAACACAGUAUCUUUAUGUUGUGCAGAUGGGGCCUGCUUAACAGUUGCUGAGGACAAAUAGGUGGUGUAUGAAUGGGUAAAGGAAGGCUAUUGCCUGCAGGCCCGACUUGUGAGCUCCCCCUUGAGGCUUUCCAAGGGCUGCUGUAGGAAAUUGGGGCUGCUGGACUACGUGAGCCUUUCUCUUGAUUCAGCAGGGAUUUUACUGCAUUUCCCAAUCUGAGCAAUGCUUUGUCCCUUUGUAUCUGCAGAUAAGUAGGCUGAGCGGAGCCGCAGUCUCAACUCGGGGGAGGUACAUGACUGCAGAAGAGAAAGCAAAAGUUGGGCCUGGGUUUGUAUCUUCAUCAAUUUCCUCCUCUGGUUCUCUCCAGGAUUAAAAAAUCUGUAGAAGAAUGAGUUCUUAUGGAUUAGAUAUUGGCCCUGAACGAGCAGACCAGCUACGUUUGUGUAUUGAUGUAAUUUUGUAAGCUAUGUGACUUGGCUGCUCACUUGAUCGAGAUGUGCAAAGUUAAAACUGCACAAGUCAAAGGUUACUGGGUGAAGGAAGCAACAAGCAAUCCUCUGUUCUUCCACCAUUACUAUACUUCAGUUUGCAAAACCAGGAGGACUCCCCCCACCACCACCAAACAGCUACCUUCCUGCAAAUCCCUUUUAAUGGGAGCAAACACACACACUGCCCAAUGUCAAGGACAGAGAGUGCCCCCAAGUGCAGCAUUUUAUCCCCUAUGAGGCUGACUACAGUUUAUUCCCAGAGUCCCAGUAACAUUGACUGCCUCCAGUGGAGGCCUUUGUUUCAGUUUAAAAUAUAUAAAAAAUAUUACAACUUGUGUUUUGCAGAGAUCGUCCAUUGUACUUGCACGUCCAGGGGCAAACGCGAGAACUGGUGGAUAGUAAGUAAGCUCUGAUUCAACACCCUGGGUAGAGAAUGGCUGUGUCUGUGCUGUAUCUAUAAAGCACAUUAUUUCCGUCAAAAGAAUUCUGGCACUGUAGCUUCUUCAGGGUAGCUGUGAAUUGCAACUGAGGGAUAAACCACAAUGCAACUCUUUAAGGAUGUGUUUAAAAUGUGCUUUUACGGUGUAGCGUGUACACAGCCGAGGUUAGUUACCGUAUUUUUCGCUCUAUAAGACACACCCAACCAUAAGACGCACCUAGUUUUAGAGGAGGAGAACAAGAAAAAAAAAAUCUCUCCCUCUCUGUGCAGCGCCUCUCCAGCAAAGCGGGAGGAGAAAUGGAAGGGGCUCCGUUUCGUCUCCCACUUUGCUGAAGGGGCGCUGCGCAGCGAAUACAGCGAUCCCUCUUGCUGUUCUGGCUUCUGGGAUAGCGUGCCAAGCCUCUUCAGGGCAGGAGGAGCGUUCCGGCUGUGCUCAAGAGGCUUUGCGUGGCUAUCCCUGAAGCCAGGAGAGGCAAGAGGGAUCAGUGUGCACCGAUCCCUCUUGCUCUCCUGGCUUCAGCUAUAGCUGCACAGCCUGCAUUCGCUCCAUAAGACGCACAGACAUUUCCCCUUACUUUUUAGGAGGGGAAAAGUGCGUCUUAUAGAGUGAAAAAUACGGUAGUUCACUUGACUUAGUCACAGUUGGCCUAACAAGCACAGAGUUGUUAUUAAAUAUGAAGUUGUGUUGUUGCUUAAUUUUUUCGCUCGGCAGCCAUCUGUUGGGGUUGCUGUGGUUGCUUCCAACAUUAUAAACCUUUCAUUAAGCAAGGGGUUGUACUACAUGACCACCAAGGCCUUUCCCAGCUCUGUAACUGCAUGAUUGGAGUAUAGACAGCUGCCUUAUGCUUCGGUCAGACCACUAGCCCAUGCAGCUCAAUAUUGUCUACCCUGACUGGCAGCAGCUCUCCAAGCUUUCAGACAGGGAGUCUCUCCCAGCCCUGCCUGGAGAUGCUGGUGGAUUGGACCUUGGACCUUCUGCUUGCAAGAUAGAUGCUCUACCACCAGGCCGCAGACCUUCCUCUGAAAGAGCCUGUCCUUGGGAAAAUAAGGAGUUGUCUUAUGCUGGGUCAGGCCCACUGGGUCAAUGUAGCUCAGUACCGUCUACACUGUCUGGCAGCAGCUCUCCAGGGCUUCAUGCAGUGUCCUUCACACAAUCUUAUAAAGCAGCAACAGCACCUACAUGAAAACAAUUCAAAUCCAACACAGAUAACAGUUCUAUAUCCUUAAUGAAUAAUGAUUGUGAAAUGUACCCUAAAUGUUUUUUUCUUCUUCUGUGGUAACCACAAUGUCCCUUCUUUUCAUAGGGCUAAAGUUGUUUAUUUCUUUUUGCCUUACAGGAGCAGUAAACCGAAUCAAGGAAAUCAUUACAAACGGCGUCGUGAAAGCUGCCACUGGAUCCAGCCCAACUUUCAACGGAGCUACAGUUACCGUCUACCACCAACCUGCCCCCAUCACUCAGCUGCCUCCGGCUGUUGGCCAGAAGCCCUCCUUCCAGUCAGGAGGAGUACGUAUUGGCCAAGUCCUUGUGUCUUUACCCUUGCAUCAGUGUUAGAAACUGAGAUAUGGAAGCUAGGAGCUAAAUGGCACCUUAAACCUAGGCUAUGGGUGCAACAAUGGAAUGUCUAGGCAUUCUUUUUUUAAUAACAAGAAUACAAAGCUGAAAAUGAAUGAACUGCACUUAAAAUCUUAUGUUCAUUUUUCACACGGUCUAUUCCUCAUACGAAGACUGCAAAAAACUGUAAUAAAAACAAUAAGACAUGCUUCCCCUGCUUGCCCCGCUAAGAGGGUCUCUUCUCCAGUCUUCAGAGACUAGCUGGAGGCAGAAAAAAGGUCCUCCUUUCCUUCCACUGUGCAGUUUUAAUCUGAAAUCUUAGGCUCAGUACUGCACCCAGAGCUCAGAAACUGCUCACGUUAAUGAAAUUCUCUGUCACAAAACAUACCUAGAACAAUGGGAGUUUUGAACACUGCCUUACAUUUUGCUUUACACCUGUUUGCCUGUUGAACUGUCCAUGUCUGCUUAGUUUGAUUCCCUUACCUAGAGGAUUAAGAAGGCAGAGCCUGUACAGCUGGGCUCUGUCGAUACCAUCCUCUUAGAGAAACACGAUGGAGAGAGGGGUUCAGCUUGCAGAAAGAGUGGCGACCUCACUGUGCCAUCGGACAAACAUGUAGCCAGUGUGGUGCCUGCCAGGUGAUGUUGGACUACAGUUCCCAUCGGCCUCAGGAUGGUCAAGGAUGAUGGGAGUUGUAGUCCAGCAACAUUUUGACGGCACCACACUGGCUAACCCUGUCUAUACACACCUUAUACUGAGUUAGACCACUCGUCCAUCUAUCUCUGUGUUGUUUACCCUGAUUGGGAAUGGCUCUCUAGGGUGUCAGAAAAGGUUCUCUCUCCCAGCCCUAUGCGGAGAUGGCAGGGAUUGAACCCGGGACCACCUGCAUGCAAAGCAAAUGUUCUGCUACUGAGCUAUGGCCUUCCACUGAAACAAGAACUAGGAUGCGGGAUUGCAGCCAUAGCAGGUCAUCUGGGAAGAGGGGACCUCUAACCCAUUCCCACCCUUUCCUGAUUCUAGUGUCAAAUGCAACACCUAAGGGUGUGUGUCUCUCUCUGUGUGUACAGAUGCACUAUGUCCAGGACAAAUUGUUUGUUGGCUUGGAACACGCUGUACCUACCUUCAACGUAAAGGAGAAAGUCGAAGGCCCAGGCUGCUCCUACUUGCAACAUAUCCAGAUUGAGACCGGCGCCAAGGUGUUCCUCCGGGGGAAGGGCUCUGGGUGCAUCGAACCCGCCUCUGGCCGAGAAGCCUUUGAGCCGAUGUACAUUUACAUCAGGUAGGGAGCUGGGAGCCUGUUGGGCUUUGUCACCGGGAAGGAAUUGGCUUUUUGAGUGCCAUCCCAAGUGUAAAGGUGGGAUGUCAAGUUUGGUAAGCUGGCUUAGUUUAAUUACGAAGCCUUUCUGAUCAGCUGAAUGUGGGAUGGGUAGCAAGCAGGUUGGGAUUUACUAGCGGAUCCCUGGGUGAUCUGAAGCAGGUGAGCAAGGACUUCUGACUCCUAACAUUGGAAUAGCAGGGUUGGAAGUGAGCCCCGGGGGACAUCUAGUCCAGUGUCCCAAACUUGAUCUCCAGCUGUUUUUUGAACUACAGUUCCCAUCAUCCCUGACCACUGAUCCUGGUAGCUAGGGAUGAUGGAAGACGUAGUCCAAAAACAGCUGGAGACCCAAGUUUGGGAAACCCUGAUCUAGUCCCACCCCCUGCUAUGUAGGAACCUUUUGCCCAUCUUCGCGGAUGUCUGGAGUCUGACAGGAACGUGUGUGUCUGUGUUUUGUAUUUCCUCUCCUCCAGCCAUCCAAAACCAGAAGGCCUUGCAGCUGCCAAAAAGCUUUGUGAGAACCUGUUACAAACAGUAAGUAGGCCCUUCUUUUUAGCGUUGCACUCUCUCGCCAAAGUCACGUGAAGUGCCCAUCUCUUUCUGCACUUUAUAUACAGCUUGGUUGUGGCAGCCCCUGAUGUCCCAGCAACGUGUUGACCCUCCUAGUGAAAAGGAUUAUUGUUGGGAACAAAGCAGCAUGUCUUCCAUUUUUUGCUAAUUUGAAACCCUCCCAGCUGUCCAGCUGUCAUAGAAUCAUAGAAUUUAGAGUUGGAAGGGACCACGAAAGCCAACCUGGUCCAGCUCUCUGCAACUUGGGGCUCAAACCCACGACCCUAAGAUUAAGUGUCUCACGAUCAACUGAGCUGUCCCAGCUGUCGUUGUGGUGCAGUUGCUUAGCUUAGUAAAACGUCUCAUACUUGGGAAUCAGAGCUGAUGGUUGAAACUGACUAUUUGUGAUUGUGCUGUUGUUUUAAUGCAGUCUCCCCCAACCUGGUGCCCUCCAAACAUUUUGGACUGCUUCUCCCAUCAUCCCCUUCCCAUUGGCCCUGCUUGCUAGGGGUUGUUGGGAGUUGUAGUACUACAGCAGCAUCUGGAGAACCACAGGUUCCCCAUGCCCGAUACUGAAGAAGCCCCUUCCCUGCCCCCAGACUGACUCCCACUUGUAGCAUUGGGCAGUAGAACCAAUCUAGACAGGAGGAGCUUAACAGUUUGCAUACAACUAGGCUCACCUAACCAGGGCUAUACGGUCUCCCACUAGAGCAGUCGGUUUGCAUAAGUGUCCUUGAUUGAAACCGAAGCAAUCUGAUCCCGCUUUAUCUCUUCCAAGGUUCAUGCUGAAUACUCGCGAUUUGUGAACCAGAUAACCACGGCAGUCCCCAUAACAGGUAUGUAUUGACAGCGUGCAACACUUAGUUCGGUGGUGGAGUGAGGAUGAAAGAUGGAAACCAGAGACUUUGGGGUUAAAUUUGCCAUUAUGAAACCCACAGGUGGAGAAAUGGCUCUCAGCCUUUCCAUUCCCUGCGGGGGGCGCCUGCAUCACAAUGGUGGGUGAUGCAGUUCUCUGUUGCCACCUGGUUGCUCCCUGUUGUGCUUGCAAGGACAGGGUGGGGAACCUCUGGCUGGGGCGGGGGAUUAUAGACCUGGAGAUAGCUAGGCCUGGAGCGCCACAUCUGUUUUUCUUGUGUUACCCAAGCCACACACCCUCUGCCCAGACCACACCUCUGCACGGGCCUUGCUUCAUAAACCCCUUGAGUGCUUUUGCCUGGCUGGAAUGUGUCCUUGAAGUCUGGUAAUGCCUCUUGUUUGUCCGAAUGGAGGAGCGAGAGGGCUCUGUGUGUCUGCGUGUAGAAACUAGCCUGUUGUUGUUUAACAACCCUCCCUUCACUCUUAAGGUCUCGGAGCAGGUUACAACAAUUAAAAUACAAUUUUAAAGACAGUUUGAACAGUUUACUGUGUAAAAUUUGGAUUCAUUGCUCCACCUGCUUUUCUUUCUGUCCCCGCCCACAUGCCCACCAGCAUGCUAAUUUUAAAUUUAAUGUAAUUUAUUAUUUAUACGCCGCCCAUCUGGCUGGUUUUCCCCAGCCACUCUGGGCGGCUUCCAACAGAACACUAAAAUACAAUAACCUAUUAAACAUUAAAAGCUUCCCUAAACAGGGCUGCCUUCAGAUGUCUUCUAAAAGUUUGGUAGUUGUUUUUCUCUUUGACAUCUGGUGGGAGGGCGUUCCACAGGGUGGGUGCCACCACCGAGAAGGCCCUCUGCCUGGUUCCCUGUAACUUGGCUUCUCACAGCGAGCGAACCACCAGAAGGACCUCAGCGCAGGACCUCAGUGUCUGGGCAGAUGUUAAUUUGGAACACCUUCCUAUUUCGUAUCAGACAGUCACCAUCACUUUUCGGCAUCCAUUGAAGGCUUUCCUUUUUCAGCAGGCCGUCUAAGAGAUAUUUUUAUUUCUGCCCCAGGUCACACACUGUAUUGGGUUUGAAACUUUUUAUGUGUGUUUAUGUAAGAAUUUCAACUCUUUAUAUAUAUGCAGUGGUUUUCUGUAUUUUUACUGUUUUGUGAGAUUGCCUUGACAUGCUUCAAUAGGAAGUAAUUCAUGUAUAAAAUAAAUAAUAAUUAUUACUUUCUUCCUCUCCCCACCCCCAUAGGGUUUGCACAGCCCGCAGCUUUAACGACUGUCCCUCCUCAGCCACCGUAUUACCCCCCCAGCGGCUUUCAGGCAGGCUACCCUGUGGUUCCGCCCCCUCAGCAGCCGGUACAGCCUCCUUAUGGGGUGCCAGGCAUUGUGCCUCCUGCGGUUCCGUUGGCGCCAGGAGUGUUAGCACUACCCACUGGAGUCCCACCUGUGCCCACCCAGUACCCGAUUACGCAAGUGCAGUCUCCCGCUAGCACUGGCCAGGUAAGGCAGGGAAUGUUGCCGUAAGUCUGGUGAGGGGGCACCCAGUAGUGUCUAGGGCAGUGUCCUUGAAUCCCCAGAGAUUGUUGGACUGCUACUCCCAUCAUCUCUGACUGUUGGUGAAGCCGGCUGGGGAUGAUGGGAUUUGUAGUCCAGCAACAUCUGGAGACGCAAGGUUGAAGAACACUGCUGAAGGGGUGGCUGUUGUUAUUUUUUAGACUGUUUCAUAGACGCUUUAAAUUGUUUUUCAGAAGUUUUUAAACCUUUUUUUUUAAAAAAAAGUUUUAAUUGUAGUCUGCUUUAUGGGUGAGAUUGCCACCCUCUCAUCUUUUAGGAGGUGGCUUCUAAGCAGUUUACAAGCGGUAAUAAAAAAAGGUUUUUAACCGAAACCACACAUAAAUGAAACAUACAGUAAAACAACUUCAUCAGAAUGUGAAAAUAAACAUUGGCAAUUAAAAUGCACAAUGAAAUGAGCCUGUUAAAGCAGCACAGUGAUUAAAAUGGCAAUUAAAGCAGGACAUUCAAACCCGGAGAUCAAAGGAAUGCAGGUGUGCCUUCAGGAGCUGGCAGAAUCCUAACACAGCUUAGUGGGGGGGGGGGCUCUUGUAUUUUAGCAGGGGAGGGGAGAUUUGAUAACAUUAACAUGUGGAGUAUAUCUCUUGGAGUCUGAAUGAGAGGUUAUCAGAUUUCACAUCUUUUUCUCUCUUUUUAAAAAUCAAGGUCAUGCUGAGACUCUUAAUCUCAGGUUCAUAGGUUUGAGCUCCACAUUGGGCAGAAAGUCGCUGCAUUGCAGAGGGUUGGACUGGAUGACCCUUGUGGUCCCUUCCAAAUCUGUGAUUCUGUGAUGUGUUGCAGGCGUGAUGCAUUACUCCAUUCUGGGGUGGGGGGCUCGCCUGCCGUGGGUGGGGGUAGUGCAAGCUGCCUGUUCGUGGUAAGCCAUGGUGAGCCAGUAAAUCUGGGUUCUUGUUUAUGUGAGAAGUGCACACAGCAUCAGGGAGAGCAUUCGGUUGUGCGGGGUGUGAGCCUUCCAUUGCUCCAAUUACAGGGGAAAGGUAAUGAGGAGGCUCGUAAGGAAUCCAGACGUUCUCAUUGGUCUCUAAAAACAUGAGCUAGGGGCCCAGCACAAAAAUCCCUGCCCUUCUAAUUUGAGCACUGAUUGGUGGAGAGAGAGAAGGACGCAUGUAGCUAAAAAGAGAGCCUGGCUUGGGAGCCUUAGCAAGGGCAGAUCUGACCAAAUAGAGCAGUGCAGAGCUGAGGCCUCGACUUGCCUUUCACAGCCACAAAUGUAGCCCCAUGGAAGCAGAUUUAGUUAGUGGUUGGUUGUGGGAAGGGGGCUCUGAAUCUGGGCUGAAUUGUGACCCCCUGUAAACAGUAGCUAAAGGUGCCCAUCACAAUUGGAUUUGACAUUCUUUUCAUAUAUUGCGUUGUUUUACCUUUUCGUUUGUUGGUUUGGAGUUUACUGGAUAUAGAAAGAACAAAACACAGACAAUAUAAGUACAAUAAAUACAUGUUACUGUUUCAGUUGUUGGUGCUUAAGAAAUUGCUUUUCUAACGGGCGAUUUUAUUGUCUCAGAUUGCUCCCGCGUUUCACAGGAAGCGAUUUCUAAAUGCAAUGAGAUUGUGUGCGUGUUUCUAAGAUACAUUUUCGUUUUGUUGUUACUUGUAUUUUUUAACCGCUUUGGUGUUUGUCCGCAAAGGGCAGCAAAGGUGGGCUACAAAUGUGAUCAGUAUCGAAAUAACAGAAAUAACCCCUCUCUUCUUUUGCCUGCGUGGUUUGUAGACGCCCCUGAGCGCCCCUUUCCUCCCGGCUGCCCCCGUGAAGACGACCUUGCCGGCCACCACGCAGCCGCCAGGUCAGCCGCAACCCCAGCCGGGCCAGAAAAGGCGUUUCACCGAAGAGCUGCCGGAUGAGCGGGAAUCUGGGCUGCUGGGAUACCAGGUGGAGUGACUCCCUGCCAUUUUACUGCCUCCCCUGCCCUUCUUUCCUUUGGUCACAGAGCUGGGUUUUUUCCUCAAGCUUCUAUGGGUCAGAUACGGUAGAAGCUAGUGUUCCUCAACUGCCCUGCCAUCAGGUGGGCCCUGGAGGGUCAGGGCCAACAUGCUGCCAGUUACUGGAAGCCGCAGGAUGGGAGAGAUGCUCUUUUUCUCGGCUCCUGCUUGCGCAUUCCCGACUGCAGCGUCUGAGAACGGGGUGCUGAACUAUAUGGGCCACUGACAUGAUUCAUCAGGGUCAUCUUAAGUUCCCCAUCACCUUGGCCAAAGAAGGUGCUGCGUUCUUUGGGAUAGGCAGUUAUCCCUAGGCAGGCUUUGCGUUCUCAAGCGAGGUGCCCAGCAAAUGUUGCUGGACUACAGCUCCCAUCGUCAAUGGCCGUUGGCCAUGCUGGCUGAGGCUGAUGGGAGCUGUAGUCCCAACAUCACGUGGACCCUUUUCCAGGAGUCCCAAGCAAUUGCUGGGAGAGGUGGUUUGCCAGCCAAGAGGUAGGACCCUGAUUUCUCAUGGUUGUUACAAAAAGGAACCUUGUGACACUUUAAAGCGGUGGUGAGAGAAGAUAUAGAUUCCUGAUGUUGUUGGACUCAACUCCCAGAAGCCACGGCCUAGUAAUCAGGGCUGAUGAGAGUUGAAGUCCAGCACUAUCUAGAAUGCCACAGGUUCUCCACCCUGCAGUAAAAGCAGAGAGAGUAUUCAUCACAGCCCUUUCCUGAUCUCGUAUCUGUCUGAGCUCUGACCAGGAAGCUCGGAAGCCGUACCACAUGAAUUCCUUAGCAGUUUGACCCCCUGUUGUUUACAUUGUCCCCUAUCCCAGUGACCUUCGAAAUAUAUUUUGCCUUGCUACCUGCACCAUUGAGGGACCCCACUAGCUGUCCCAGUUUGCACCUUACUCUCCACUGGGUUUUGAGGCUUUGUGGUGGUGAUCGAGGAUGGAGUGUUUUUUCCUUCCAAUUUCAAACUUUAUAAUAGAUGCCACUAUUUCCUCUUUGUUUGUGUUCCAUCUCUAAACUAGGCUUGUAAGUAAGUCAACACAAGUGACUAGCCUGCCUGCCCACAUGUGGGAUGGGCCAUAAUUGAAAUAAAAAGGCGCAUUCGUUUGAACUGAGAAGGUUCCAGGUUAAUAAUAAUAAAAAUAUAAAUUUUAUUAUUUAUACGCCGCCCAUCUGACUGGGUUGCCCCAGCCACUCUGUGGCAUCUCCAGUUUAAAAGUCACAUUGGGAGAAGAACUUUCUCUGUCUGAGAUCAUGGAAAUCUGCCAGUCAGAGCGGGCCGUGCUGGCUAGAUGGUUUGGCCUGGUCUAAGGAACCUUCCUUUGUUCUCAUAAUAAAAGGCAGUGGCUAAGAUAUAAAGAGCCACUGAAAAUUAGUGCUGAGUUUACAGUGAGCAAAAAUACUGACAAAGAAGAAUGUUCAUAGAAGAUCUUGAUUUAAACUAAAGUGAAUGGUUAGUUAACAGAAACAGAUACAGGUGAUGAUGCUAUAUUUCAUUUCAAGAGUUGGAACGGAAGGGCCUGUUGGUUUUAGCAGGCACCUUCCUCUGUUCUGACCUGGUGUAAGGCAACUUCCUCGUUCCAUACUUAGGUGAGUCAUUUGUGACAUUUGGACAGCUCGAAAGGAGAAGAAGAAAAGGGAACCAGCUCUGUUUUCUCAACCUCCCUGGCAGCUGUUCUUACUUGCCGCAGGUGGCACAGGCUGCUACAGUCUCAGUUAUGAGGCUGGUCUGAAAAAGCUGUUGAGUCUUAACAGCCCUUUAAAACAAAAAACUGAUCCCUGUUACCUUUUCCUUUGGAAGAGAAGUAAAUAUUCCACACACCUGAGUUCAAAUCCUGGAGUGGCACAGAACCUGAGCUGUGUGUUGAGAAAUCCCCCCGUUCAAACCUCACCUUGGCUUUGAAUGACACCGGCCUCCUUAGCGAUUUGCUCAGCCUCAGCCUUCCCAUCUGCAAUAUGGAAACAACGAAGCCUGGCCUACCUUUCAAGGGCUCUUGAAAGGAUUGCACAGAGUAUCUUAAGCCAUGAUACGCUAUGCUCAUGCUCCCAGGUGGUUUGGGCAUUGUUGUGCAGCAAGCUUUCCAGUUUACCAUGUGCAAAAUGCACAGUGUUUUAAGAGGCCCAGAAAAAGAAUGGAAGCAUGGCCUGUAAUGGUGUGUAGAGAGCAAAGAGACUGGGCCUGCUGCAAGUUUUCAUUAAGGAGCUGAUAGCUUGUGUCAUAGUUUUAGAUUUGCUAAUGCCGCUGUGUUUUUCUGCUCAUAGCAUGGACCCAUUCAUAUGACUAAUUUAGGUACAGGCUUCUCCAGUCAGACCGAGAUGGAUGGAACGGGUUCGAAGCCAGCAAGUUCCUCAGGAAAGGAGAGAGAGAGGGACAGGUAGGUUGUGGCUGUGGCGCCCGGCUUUGCUCUGGUACAGUUUUGAGUGGGAACUGCAAUGAAAUGUGUUUCAGUGUGGAAGUGCUCUUCAGCCCCUAUCAUUAGGGGAAGUGAGGUUGCUGAGUUUUGGGGUAUUGUGAAAAGACAAAUAUAUAUAUAGUUGUAGACCAUGUAGUUAAAUUUAUUACCCACCCUUCAACUGCAGCUUACUACAAAAUUUAAAAACAGGACAUAUUGCACAUGACAGUACUAAGCUAAAUGGGAUCAAUGGGCCAACUUGUUAUAAGGCAGGUUCCUACAGGUUUUAUCCAGCUAAGAGUAGACCCAUUGAAAUGAAUGGACCCGGGUUAGUCACGGUCCUUCAUUUCAGCAGGCUCCUCUGAGCCUAACCAUGGGAGAAGAUGGUCUUUUAAGCAACCUGGUCCCAAGCCAGUGAAUCCCAAUUGGGAAGAGUUCUUCUUGCGCUCAGGACCUACAUACAGGCUUCCCAGAGCCUUCAGGUUGGCUGCUGUGAGAACAGGAUGCUGGACUAGAUGGGCCUCUGGCCUGAUCCAGCUGCCAGGCUCUUCUUAUGUUCUUAAACCAUUUAUUUAUUCCACAGGAUUUAUAUAUUGCUUAAUCCUCAAAACCUCUUAGCGGUUUGCAAACCAAUACACAUUAAGAAUACAGUGGUACCUUGGUAGUCAAACGCCUUAGUUGUCGAACAAAUUGGCUCCUGAAUGUCACAAACCCGGAAGUGAGUGUUCCAGUUUGCGAACAUUUUUUGGAAGCCGAAUGUCCAACGCGGCUUACGUGGCUUCUGACUGCGUGCAGGAAGCUCCUGCAGCCAAUCGGAAGCUGCGCCUUGCUUUUUGAACUGUUUCGGGACUCCCAGAACGGAUUAAAUUUGAGAACCAAGGUACGACUGUACUGAUAAAAUAGUAUUAAAAACAAAUUGACCCACAGAAUUCCAAAAUAUAAAUUUAAUCUGCAGUCUUAAUACACUUUAAUUUUGGAAAUAUGCAUUUGGACACCUCUUGAGAUGCCGUGGACAAAUUUUCAUGAUGAUGGAGGAGCAGGUUUCUGUCAACGUUUGUAUACAGCUGGACACCAUUUGGAAGGAAGAUGGCGGGCUGAACCUUUCAAAACUACACUGAUACUAACCACUGAUUUAAGAACUGCCCUGAGAAUCUGCACUUAGAAUCCCCUUGCAGGGCCAGGUGCGAUACUGCUGGGUAUAAAAUAGAAAUUCCAUAUGUGGCUAAGUUUGCCCAUGCAAAACAGUUUUCAGCAGGGGCCAAAAAUAAUAUAAGGAAGGCACCUGCCUAAUAUAAAUAUUUACGGCUUUAAAACCAGGAUUUUUAAUGGGUUGAAUAAGCUUGAAAUGCUCUUUGUUUCCGAACAGGCAGCUGAUGCCUCCACCGGCUUUACCAGUGACCGGGAUGAAGGUGGAGCCUGACGACCGGAACGGGUCCUUAGUGGGCAGCAAUGGUGAGCGUGGGCGGCCGGGAGCCGUGACUUGUACUUGCAUUCCAUCAGCCGGCCUAGCUAACUUUAGGCUGUUCUUCCCAGUGUCACCUCCAGGUGCUAAACUCUUAUGUACACAACUUACUUUCAGUUCCCUGUCUUCUGAGUUCUGUUAGUAGCUAGGAAAACUAAAACUAAGAGUAAAUCAAGCCUUUAUUCUUACACGAACUCCAAAGAGUAAAAUUACAGAGUGGUAAAGCUAAGGGUACAAUUUGUCUCUGAAAAUGCACACACCCUUAAAGACCCGGAGUUCCCAGGAGCUCUGAGUGUGAAUGUCCUUCCUGUUCCCACAAUGCACAGCUCUGCAGGGAGAAGCUUCCGAAUACCACCAAUCUCUCUCCCAUGGAUGCCAUGUGGAGGCCCUUGGUAUGAACAGCGCCACAUACGAAAGAGCAAGCAUUUAAAACAUGGCACCCGGGCUUGUGUAAUCCGCAAAGGUGCCUGGGCAGGAGGGCAGAAAAGGGGUGAGAGCGGACAGAAGAGGAGACCCCUGCUUUGCACACACAAAGGCCUCUAAUUCAAUCUCCAGGUUAGACUAGGAAAAAGACUCCCUGUCUGAAAUCCUGGAAGAGGCUCUGCCUAGGUUGAUGAUACUGAGCCAAAUGGACCAUUGUUCUGACUCAAGGGAGCUUCCUCUGUUCUUCUUUAAAUCAGCCCUUUGUUUUGAGCCAGGAGGACUGGAACCUUACUUUAUUUUUAGGGGAGGGGCUGCGGUUCAGUGGUAGAGCUUUGCAUGCAGAAGGUCCCAGGUUCAGUCCAAAAAGGCAUCUCCAGGUAGGGCUGGGUGAUGUCCCUUGCCUAGUUUCUAUGUUCCUAAGAAGGAUGAGGAAGCUGUAAGUCAUCCCUCACCAACCUAGUUCCCUCCAAAUGUUUUGGAUGAAAGCUCCCAUCAGCCCCAGCCAGCCAGAUAUGAGUUUUACAUCUGGAGGCACCAGACUGGUGACAGAUGAUGCAAGCCAUCCAUUUCCAGUUCUGAUCAGGAGAGUGGGCAGAACAAUAGAACUUUUUCCCUUCUGCACUUGGAUCUGCUGUUCUUGGAGCUAAUGCUUUUCUUUGCUCAGACACCGCAGGGAAAAGAACAGUGUCUCCUCCUCAGGGCUCAGGGCUGUUGCUUUGGUCUGAUUUGUGUACCCAGCAUCCUAGCCCUCCUUCCCAGUUACUGCUGCUUUCCCUCUUUUUCUCUCUCUUCCUUACAUCCUCCUCCACCAAGCAAUACAUCAUACUCCUUCCUCAAUACCCAGAAAAGCAAAAUUCUGCAUUUCAAGCAGGGAAUCUUAGCUUUUCCUGUGAUGCCAAGUGAAAUUGACAUAUAGUCAGUUGAUUUCCGCUCCUGUGCUUAGGUGCUCAGCGUGGCUUUUCUGCUGGUGGGACAUCCAGCUUGAAUUGGACACUUCUAACCGGGAGACAUAACAUAACACUUCUCUUCCCCCCCCCUUUCUUAAAAGUUUCCCUUUUUAAAAAAGAUAGUUGGACACUUUCAACCAGCUCCUGUUUUUUUUUUUAACAUGUUGUUCUUUAACGGUGAACUUGCAAACCCUGUUGCCUCAUUUUUGCUAACUUGAUUUUUCUUUGUCUUUUUGUGUUUUUCUUUUUUUCUCUCUCUCUCUUCUGUGUUCUCUUACAUGGCUCUGACGGAUCACACAUGUGCUGUUUGCCGGUCCUGUAUCGCCUGACCUCCCACUCGGGGUGACCGUUGUUGGCUCUGUGACCUCAAAAUGGUGUCCGACUAACUUUUUUUUUGGAAAAAAAAAAUACAUUAAUGCCUCUCAUUUGAAUUAACAUGUUUUUGGGGGAUAUUUUUUACCUUUCUCUUUUAUUUUUUCCUGGGGCGGGAUGUCUCUCUCUUUUUUUUCUCUCUCUCUCUGUUCAUCAUCAUUAGAUCACCCAGCUAAGAAGAUGAAAACCGGAGAAAAGGGAUUCGGCCUGGUGGCUUAUGCUGGUGACUCCUCGGAUGAAGAAGAAGACCACGGGGUUCACAAAACCGCAAGUAGCUACUCGCAGACAUGGAGCUUAGGAUACCAGUACCCCUCGUCGCAGCAACGGGCAAAGCAACAGAUGCCAUUCUGGAUGGCACCUUAGCUGCUGCAGCUGCAGUUUCCUCCGCCACCUUCCACCUGUUGUCUCUCUCAAGCAAUAACACGUGUAUAUUAUCAAAGAAUCUCUGCAAAAUGUACAUCGGCCCUGACCUCUUUGCACAAGCUUCUGAGAUGCAGUAUGGCCCUUUCUGUGCCAGGGGCUCUGUUUUUGUGUUUUCGUUUUAUUUCUUUAAAAAACAAACAGACAAAAAGAACUUGCUAUUAUAUCAGCAGUGGACUCCUCCAUCAAAGGCAAUUUGAAAGCUGCAGGCUUAACGGAAUACAACUGCAGAUAAACAGUGUCAGCAUUACACUCGCAGGGAAUGUCUCCAUUAUCUCUCCCUUUCUCUCUUUUAAUGCUCCCCCCCCCAGCUUAUCAUGCACCUGUUCUUGGCUUUGGAAAAGAAGCCAGCCAACCAGCGAAGUUCAAUAACUUAAGCCUGCUGCUGUUCUGCUUGUAUUUCUGUUUUAUAACUGGAUUUUACUUUUGUGUGUGUGUGUGUGUAAUGCUUGGUCUUCUAAAUAGGAUUGGGGUGGGUGGGGGAAACCUUUGCCUGAAAAACCUGUUUCCUGAAAAUCACCUUCUUUAAAAUCUCUUUCUGUUGGUCUCUUUUUUAAAAAAAAAUCCGUAAUGCAGUUUUCCAAAACAACUUCAGAAUUAUUUUGGCAAGCGGGUGGUUUGUUUUCUUCUUUGUCUCUCUAAUUUCAUUUGGCCAAGUCACAUUUGUCAGGGAAGACAAUGUAUUACUUUUUCUCCCCUUGCUGUGGGGUGGGGGUGGUUUUAGUAGUAGGUGUUAAAAUCUCGAACCAGUCCUCCUGAGGUAAUUUUUCUUCACCCCGUUGUGCUUGGAUCUUCGACCGGCCAGCGUGUCGUUACUUCUGCAGCAAUGGCAUCGUUGCAAUCUCGUUCCGUUCCGAAAAACCACCUCCAACCAGACUUCUUUGCUUUGUGGCUAUCUUGCUGAUAAGAGAUGCAUUGAGCUUGGGACAUCUUUGGGUGCUGGUGACAUGCAGCCACGGCCGAAGAGGAAAACACAAAACUUGUGGGAUUGUUUUAUAGCGACUCAAAACUGUAGCGGGCUCUUUCCUGGGCCUGUUAGGCUGCUAUCAACCAAAACACUUGCAGUCAAGGGCAGAGACGGAGGGGGCACCACUGGACCUGAAAUUUUGCUGUCUUGUGUUCAAAGGGCAAGUAAAAGUUUGAAGUAUUGGAAUAAGUGUUGGAGGUGUUUCCCCGCCCCACAGAAAAUGAUCUGGUGGAGCUUGCUUUCACUUUAAAAAAACAAACCAACAACCACACUAUUCUCUGAUUUUGUUUUUCUAUAUGUUGUAAAUAAAUUCAAACCAUAAUUUCAUUAUAAAUGUACAAAUAAUUCUACUUGC